Molecule: messenger RNA, 8442 nt
Organism: Xyrichtys novacula (pearly razorfish)
Lineage: Eukaryota; Metazoa; Chordata; Actinopteri; Labriformes; Labridae
Source: the annotation of a GenBank genome assembly
ACAAAUACAGGCGACAGCCGUCUGCGCAUGCGCACCACACCGAACUACAAGCGCUGAGUGCAGGAGGGAGAGUGGACCUGAAGAGUGAGGAGAACAACAUUUACACAACAUGAUUUAAAGAAGAACAUCAUCUCACACACACUACACACACUACACACGUGUUCGUUUAAUUCCAUAUUUAUAAGUUUGUUCCUUUUAUUCCAUAUUUUUGAUUUGUUUGAUUAUAUAUAUUUUUGUUUUUUUAUUCCAUAUUUAUAAGUUUGUUCCUUUUAUUCCAAAUUUUUUAGUUUGUUUGAUUUAUUACAUAUUUUUGAUUUUGUUUGUUUAUACAUAUUUUAGUUUUUUUAUUCCAUAUUUGUGAGUUUGUUUGUUUUAUUCCAUAUUUUUGAUUUUUUAUUCCAUAUUUUUGAGUUUUUCUUUUGUUUUAUUCCAUUUUUGUAAGUUUGUUUUAUUCCGUGUUGAUGAAGUCGGUUUAUUCGAUAUUUUUGAGUUUGUUUGUUUAUUUAUAUUUUUGUUUUUUUUAUUCCAUAUUCGUAGUUUGUUUGUUUUAUUCCAUAUUUUUGAUUUUGUUUGUUUAUACAUAUUUUUGUUUUUUUAUUCCAUAUUUUUGAUUUUGUUUGUUUAGAUAUAUUUUUGUUUUUUUAUUCCAUAUUUUUGAGUUUUUCUUUUGUUUUAUUCCAUUUUUGUAAGUUUGUUUUAUUCCAUGUUGAUGAAGUCGUUUUAUUCCAUAUUUGUGAGUUUGUUUGUUUAUUUAUAUUUUUGUUUUAUUUAUAUUUUUGUUUUUGUUUGUUUUAUUCCAUAUUCGUAGUUUGUUUGUUUAUUUAUAUUUUUGUUUUUGUUUGUUUUAUUCCAUAUUUGAAUUCGGCGUUAUGAGCUUAAUCAUGUAGAUUUAGAGGACAGUGUACAUAUUUAGUCUGACUGUUUACUCUCUUGGCUCUGACAUCAUUUUAAUCAACAGAUUUUCUUGAUGAAUUUUAUUCUCCUUUUUUUUCUUUUCUGUACAUCAUCCAGUUAACAGUCAUAUUUUCAGGAGGACGGCCUCUCAGAUGUCUAAGAACGUUUUUUAUGAGUGUGGCUGAGGGACUGUGCUGACACAGUGACGGUAGUUGUUCCGUGACGGUUGUGAAACAGACACUGGAGUAGUUAAUGGUUCCUUAAGGAUGUGUGAGUUGACAGAGAAUAUUUGCCAAAGUGAUCCAUCAGCCUGACGGGUGAGGUUGUCCAGCACAGCUCUGGGGCCACAGGCUAUUGUUAAACCCGCUGGAUCUGCUAAUUUUUGAGAUUGUUUUUCAAUGUAAUUACACAAAGAAAGACACAUGAAAAUGAAGACAACAAAGCUGAACAAAUGUAGAGUACACAGUACUGUGUACACAAGUAUUAGAAAGGAUAGGUGUAUCCACAAAUAUAACCUACUUUGUGUAUUUAUAAAGCACUUGUGACACACAAGAGAAAAUGUCAUUAUUCAAGUCAAGUGAUUAUUUAAUUAAUAAGCUACGCAAAUAGUUUCAGAAAAAUCAAACUGCUAUGGAAAGUCUUUCAAUCUUUUCUGGAUGUCCUGGUAACGUGUGGAGAGAUUCACGUCUGGGUCAGCUCCGGUGAUAUUCAGCGUCUCAUCGUCACCGCUUCAUCAUAGACCGCUGCUGUUACUGUUACCGUACGUCAACAUGAAAUGAACAAACAAAUAAAUAAAUCAUCUGCACCCUUUAUUACCACUUUAGGUCAAUAGACACUCCGUCGGUGGAUCAGCUGUCAGCCAAUCAGGUUUGGUAAGUUAAAAACACUCUUCAGAGUACAAGAUUCAGAUCUCUGUUUUAAUAAAUCCAGUUUCAUUGUCAGCCAGUCCACGAGGAGGAGGCGGAGCUUCAGACAGGGUGGAAGAGGGGGUCGUCUCGGUGUGGCCUUGAACGGUUCAUGAAGUCAGUCAGCACCUCCAGGACAGAUCUGUCAUGUUACAGCCGUUCAUCGCUGUCAUGGAGUCAGGGAUGGCUGCAAGCCCAGCCACACACCCCUCUGAGUCAACACCAUAUUUUACAAUCUGAUGUGUGCUUUGCUAUCAUGAUGGCACUGCAAAGGUCAACUCUGCAAGAUCUAAGGACUCCUACUGUGUACACAGAGGCCGGGCACUAAGACGCCAGAAAGAUCUGAAUAAGCUCUGAAACCCUCAGCCUCCCUCGGAGAAUCAACGACACAAACAAACACCCAGGGUCUCUGAUCAAAGUGGAGGGUCUGGAGGUCCGAUAGGCUCUGGUACCGGUCCAUUUUUAGGUGUAAUUGUGAAAAGGCCUCCUCACGCUUCAGGUCAGUGUGGAGCUCCUGAGUGUGUUCUCUCAGUUCUUCCUCUCUAUAGGACGAGGCUUUCUGAGUAUGUUUUAAGUUUCUACUUUAAAAUGUUGAAUUUCUUUUUCCAGGUUCCCCUUUCACCAGGUGUUUUCAGUGAGGGCGGGGCCAGGGUGAGCUUUAACGAGAGCAGCAGGUGUGUGUGUGGGGCUGGGCUCACUUCAUGGACACUGAGAGGACAUAUUACAUAAAAGUCACGGUGCAAACAGGUCGAGUUCAGGGAGAAAUCAAGACAGAAAUGUCGGAGACACGAGCGACGGAGAGUUUAGAGUCAAAAUAAAUGAAGUCCUCCAGUCUGAGAAAAACCUGUCACUGAUGAGUUCAUGAGAAACUCAGGGCUCUCAAGUCUCACGCAUUCAGCGUAUGACACACCCAUUCCCACUCGUUCACACGCUCACACGCCACACAUUGUAUUUCUCACACAUUUAAAUGAACAUGGUGAUGUCCACCAAGUUGCACUUCUUCAACUAUGGAACAGGGGGAAAUCAACUGAGUUCCUCUGAGAGUUCAGAAGCUGCGUGCCACGCACAAGCCAAUCAAAUAAAGUAUAUCUACUGAACAGCCAAUCAAAAAGCAGCAUUGCUGUAUCUGGGUAGAUUUUGAUAUCUUGUGGUUUGACUACAGAAGAAGACAGACACUUGCCGAAAUAGAGCAGGUUUUUAUAAGGACGAGAAAGACCCGAUGAUUACAGUAAGUCAGUAACCUACACAUGCAGAGACCUCAACACCUCAUGGCAGAUAAACUCAUAUGAUAAACUAAAGCCCAGCUGUAUUGAUGAAUUUAGCCUCUGUACAGCCAUUUCCCCUCCACAAAAGCAGCAUUUCUCAUAUAUUCUUUUUAAAGUUCUGAUACUCAUGACAGUGUAACGCUCAUGUACCAAAGGAUUAAGUAUCUCCAUGUCUGUGAAACCUAUACUAAAGUACAAUCCAUCUAAAUGCUCCUCAGUGCUGAUUUUAACAACUCUCCUCCACAACAGGUAACUUUACUACUUUAUUCUUAAAGUCAUUAAUGACUUUAUUCUCCUAAAUAAUAACUUUAAUCUCAAAGAUUUAAAAAUGUUUUUUUCUUUCUUAAUGUGGCCCUCAUACUCCGUUGUAUUUAUUAGAUUAUUAUACUAAUAAUUAUCUUCAAUCACUCUUCGACCCCCCCCCCCCCCCUCACUCCAAGCUUAGUUCAAAACUUGAGAGCCCUGGAAACUCAAUCCUUUUCCCCGUUAGGUGCUGUCAGGGCCAUCAGACCGUGGUCUCAGGUCAUGGAAACCUGCCCAAGAGUCUGGAUUGACACAGAACCGGGCCUCCAGUCUUCUCUUAAAACAGGGUCUUGGUCUUUAGGACCCUUGUAUGAACACAGUCAUGAUGCUUUAAUAGUGUAAAAGAAUCACCACCAUAAAGAGGAACGCUUCAGAUCAGGUCUAACAGUCCAUCAGGGUUCAGUUUGUGGAGAAGAUUCUAAGGAAGCCGGUCCAGCUGCUCUGUAGUAUUGGGCUCUCCGGAUUGGGGGUCCGUUUUUGCCGAGCCGCACCGUAAAGUCACUUUGAUGACCUCAGACCUCAGACUGAACUUUUUGAUUGAUCUCAUCGUUUAAUGAUGUUUAAUGACCGAUACUGAAGGCCCGACAACCCUGAUCAGAGUCAGAACCUCUACACCGCCUUCUUCUCCGGGUCUUACACCCAACAGAACUUUUUUAGGCCCACCGCAUGACAGCAAAGUCUAAAACCCACAGGAUGCGUGUCGAGCACGCUCCUUCAGUGUCGUAUGUUACAGAUACGUUCCUAUUCUAAUCCAUGCAGCAUCACACACCUGAAGCACGUGGCAGCGUGUCGCCCAGAACACGCCCAGAACACGCCCAGAACACGCCCAGAACACGUCAAUCUGCACAGAGAAGAUUGUCGUAGACAGGAUGACACGCAGGUCAUCCUGUUAUUUCCAGAAUAAAACAUGAUCCCAGCUGUGUGUCAGAUCCACAGACUGUUUUUACUCUGGACAGCGUGGUUCCUCCUUCCUCCUGUAAACUCAAACCAUCAUCGCGCAGCAGCGUUGUACGUAUUCGGCGGGAGAGUCGCUGUGAUGGCGCUCGGCUCAAACUACAUGUCAACAUCACAACCAGGGGGGAGAAACGUUUAUAUUCUGUGUCAUUCAUUUAUAAAGUUUGUCCACAGCUCCAUAAGGAGGCGGGGUUUAGGACCUAUACUGCAGCCCGUCACCAGAGGGCGCUGUUCUCAGAGAGAGGAGGAGGAGGCAGACGGCGUCUGUUCUAGAUACAGUCUCUGGUCAGAACGUGUAGAUAAGAAAUUCUUCCAGGUUCUGGAUUUAUCAGUUUGUUUCAGUUUAUUGAUACUAAAGCAGCUCUGGUCCAGCCGACCAGGGCUGUGCUACGCUGCUACACUGCGCCGCUGCUGCUGCGCCGCUGCUGCUGCCGCUGCUGCGCCGCUCCGAACAUGCGCGCUGUCUGAGCAGCCAGACUGAGGCGACGACAGACACACAUCCUGGGGGUUUUUGGCUUUAGUGGCACCUGUAGUCUUAAUCUAUUAAGCCUUUAAGACUCUGAGCUCACAAACAAACAGACCUGAAGUGAGGUCCCUGAGGAGAGUCUAAUCUCCAGGAUAUUUACAGUGUGUGGCACAAUGAGGCUCUCACUCAGAUCAUGAUGAUGAUGAAUGGAUGAACUGAACACAUACACUGCUUUAUAGACUCAUUUUCUAUGAUGAUGAAUACUGAGUUUGACUCCAGGUAUGACUGAAACUCAACAUGAACAUAUGAAGUCCAACCGUCUGGAUCCAUAUGGGGACGACCGGGGCAGACCCAGAGGGUUGGUUCAGUGAACAAGGGAGCAGGACAGGUGUCCUGGACUAAUCUAGGAGGGACAAUGUCAAUACCCCACAUCUCUCCACACAUCAUCAGGGAUCAACCGGGUGCUGACAGACAAGCUCGACCAUGUUUGGUCAGUCCUUGAGAACAAAGGAAGCCUUUGGACUUUAUUCAAAUGCUGUUAGUUUUUGUUCUCACCUAUCUGAGUGUCCCAGGUUAUAAAAACCACACCUGCUGUGACUCUCAGAGAUAAACAGUCCUGGACUUCACCAUGACUCCAUACUCGGUGACCCUCCUUUGUGCCUUCAGCCUCUUUGCUGCCGUUCAGGUGCCCGGCACCUCAGCUCUCUGGCUUGUAAGUAAAUCUAAAUCCUCCAUAAAUAAGGAUUCAUGUUUGCUGAAAAUAACUGUUUGUAUUUUUUCAAAACUAUCAUCAUUUUAAAUGUUGUGUUUUUUAAAUCCACCAAAUUAUCUCUCUACUCUCUGAACGCCCACCUGAUGAAGGGUAAGUGAUUAUUAUUAUUGUUAUUAUUAUGAAUAUUAUCAUGAUGAUUUAGAUUGUAACUAUUAUUAUUAUUAUUAUUAUUAUUACAUAUGUAUAUGUUUUUAUUAUUAUUAUUAUUUUUAUUUUUAUUAUUAUUAUUAUUAUUUUUUUUAUUAUUAUUAUUAGGACCAUCUGUCACUCUCUUCUGUCAAGCGUCACUAAAAGGCUUUUGUUUGGUUUCCUCUGUCAGACUUGGACCUUCCCUCAAACAGGAACGUGCGUAACAAAGGUGAGUGAUUUGAAUCAUUUCUAAACAAAAUGAAGUCCAUCUGCGUUCACUUAUUUUGGUUUUGUCUGUUUGUGGAGGAUCCAAUGGGGUCUCUCCAUCUGAGGAGGCGGUGAUUUUGGAGAAGCACAAUGACCUGAGGAGAAAUGUGCAGCCCACUGCCAGCAACAUGUUAGAAAUGGUACCAAACUGAUAUUCAUUCAAAACCCUCAUUUUUCAUCUACAAUCAUUAUUUGGCAGUGAGGGUCUCCUGGAGACAUUUUCUUCCAGUAGCUGGUUGUUGCUUUUAGUCACCUGUAACACCGUCUGCCUUGAACAGGCCUGGAGCAAAGAGGCUGCAGCUAAUGCUCAGAGAUGGGCGGAGACCUGCGCCAUGGCACACAGCGCUGAGGGACAGAGAAGGAUCAGCUGUAAGUUAUUAAAUCCUGAAAUAUAUCUGAGUAACUGAGGCCGAUGAGAAUAGCCGUCUGAAAUCAGUUCUUGUCUUCUUGUAUGAAACUGAUGGGACUUAAACAUCAUCUCAUCUCCCUCCUGUGACCUGUAGCCAGCGGCUGUGGAGAGAAUAUCUAUAUGUCUGACCACAAAGACAGCUGGAGCCAUGCCAUCCAGGCCUGGUACAACGAAUUCGAUAACUGGCAGUACGGGUCAGGGUCCAUCAACGGUAAACCUGUGGGACACUUUACACAGGUGAUCUGAUUCUUACAUUCAACUCUCCAGGUCGCUCUGAGUUUCGCUCCAUGAGCUCCUGGUGAUGUGUUUCCUGUCUUGUUACCUGCACAGGUGGUUUGGUACCGGUCCAACCUGGUUGGCUGUGGUGUUGCCCACUGUCCUGAGGCCAGUUACCAUUACUUCUAUGUCUGCCAAUACUGCCCACCGUGAGUGGAAUACAUUUCUCUCUUCUCUAUUUCAGCUCAUUCAGUCAGAUCCUUCAAAUAUAAAAUAUAAAAUAUAAAAUAUGAAAUAUGAAAUAUAAAAUAUGAAAUAUAAAAUAUAAAAUAUAUGAAAUAUAAAAUAUGAAAUAUAAAAUAUCCUCCUCAUCCAUGUUUGUGGAUUCAGUCAGUGUUAACGGGCGAACGCAUCAGCAGCACAACAAUGUUCUGGAGUUCAGAUGAAUGUCAUCUUCUGCCAUUUGAAUAUCAUCUCUCUGAAGGUCCUCACACACCGGGGCCGACGUUAAUAUAGAUCGUGAAAUUACGAAAUAUUUGGAGGCGAAUUUUGACCUGCCUGACUAAACACGUCAAGCCCGGUGCGAUUUUGUGACUUUCCAGGGGGAAAAAAGACGCGUCCCUGGGAAAGUCCCGCCUCCUUCGCUUCUGAUUGGCUAGAAAAGCUGGAAACAUCAUCACACGCUCAAGCCAAACGGUCAGCCAAUCAGAGGCGAAGGAGGGCGGGAUCUUCCCCUACCAUCCAACGGCGUUCAACAGUUCUGAUCAGACUCUAGUGUUGAGAUGUCUGUCAGGAUAGCAUGGACUGAGUCGGGUCAGAACCAGAUAAACACAUGUAACCAUGGUAACAACCGUUAGCUUACGUUAGCACAGAUGAAAGUUCAAACAAAGACGUUUAUCAAACUGUUAAAGCUCACAAACCAUUGUUAUCGGAGAAAUCCGACACUAUGACUCUCCACAAGUCGUCCUUCAGGUCGUUCUCUUUGUAAUGUUUGUGUUUUUUAUCAAAAAUCACUCUGUUCUCCGACACGGAAACAAUCAUCCGGUCGGCCAUGUUGGAUAUACCGCUGAAUCUGACGUCGCAACAACAUGAAAUCUGAUUGGUCAGAAGUGGACACACAGUCUGAGAAACUUUAGAAAAGUCGACCGUGAUCCGAAAAAAUAAAUGCUGCAAUAUCGCAGGACGGGAAAACGUCGCCGAUGUGACGCUUGUGUUGACAGGAAACGGGUUCAAAAAAAAUAUUGACGUCUGAAAUAAUCGCAGGAUAAAAAAAAAGGGUCCUGGUGUGGGAGGAGCUUAAAUCUGUGAGUUUAGUGUAAUUUGAUUUCAUAUUUGAGUGGUUGGUCCUGUUUACAGUGGAAACUACCAGUUUACUCACCCCUACAAAAAAGGAGCCCACUGUGGUGCCUGCCCAGACUCCUGUGAUAACCAACUGUGCAGUAAGUAGCUGUUCUGUAAUAUAAUAAAUCAUGUAAUAAUGUAAUAUAAGAAUAUCAGUAAUCCCACAGAUGUCCACAGACACAGAACAAGGAGGAGCUGUGAGAUGAGAACUGUUUCCUUCAAUCCUUGUGUCCUUCCUCCCUCUCUCCUAGCUAACCCGUGCCCGUACUCUGACAAAUACGGAAACUGUCCCGGACUGGCCAAAAAGUGGGGCUGCAGCAACGGGAGCGUGGCAGCUUGGUGCCGCGCCUCCUGCGCGUGCAGCGACAAGAUAAAAUAAGAUUUGAAGGCCUCCAGUCCACAUGACCUCUGACCUAUGAGUCAGUCCAAAAACAAACAACCAUCAUGUGAGACUGUGCCCCUCCCUCUGGAUGAAAUGAACCAUUUCUGACCUUUAAGAAAUACUUCCUCUCCCUUGUUGU